AUGCUGAGGCUGUGCGCUGUGUUCAUCUACCUUUUGUAUGGGGUGAAAACAGAUCCUGGGGAGACAUGCCCUGCAUUCACAGCUCUCAGCAUCGGCAAUGCUUUGGUAGGGACACAUCUGAAAGUGAAGCUGCUGCUCUACACCAGACAGAACCCAACCUGUGCUGAAGAGCUCGACUCACCAGUCUCCAAGUAUCUGGAUGUGACCAAGAAAACUACCUUCAUCAUCCAUGGAUACCGACUCACAGGCUCUGCCCCUGUCUGGAUCCCUGACUUGGUACAUCUCCUGCUCUCUGUAGGAGACAUGAAUGUCAUCGUUGUGGACUGGAACCAUGGGGCAACAACUCUCAUCUACAGCCAUGCUUCCAGAAACUGCAAAAAAGUUGCUGAGAUUCUGAAGAAACUGAUUGAUAAGAUGUUGAUUGAUGGAGCAUCCCUUAACUCCAUGCACAUGAUAGGAGUGAGCCUGGGAGCACACAUCUCUGGCUUUGUGGGGCAGAUGUUUGAUGGCACACUUGGAAGAAUCACAGGCCUUGACCCAGCAGGCCCCUUGUACAGAGGAAAGCCACCCAGUGAGAGGCUGGACCCUACAGAUGCACAGUUUGUUGAUGUCAUUCAUUCAGACACCGAUGGACUAGGGUACGGAGAAGCAUUAGGCCACAUAGACUUCUACCCCAACGGUGGGACCGACCAGCCUGGCUGCCCACUGACAAUAUUUUCUGGAUUGCAGUAUUUUAAAUGUGACCACCAGAGGUCUGUUUUCCUGUUCAUGUCAUCCCUGAAACAGAGCUGCAAUAUCACUGCAUACCCGUGCGACUCCUAUAGGAAUUACCGGAAUGGCAAGUGUGCCAGCUGCAAAACCUUCUGGCCUAUGCCAUGCCCCAUCCUAGGUUAUUAUGCCCAUGAGUGGAAAAGCUAUUUAACACAACAGAGCCAUCCAGUGACAAGUAUGUUUUUUGAUACGGCAGACAAAGAGCCAUUCUGCAUUUAUCACUACUUUGUGGAUAUUAUUACAUGGAACAAAGACACCAGAAGAGGCACCUUCAACAUUGUACUAGCUGAUGAAACUGGGAAGGAGGCAGAAUCUAAAGUUAACCCAGAAGCUGCAGCCUUUCAGCGUUACAACCAAAUCACUUUGCUAAUUGGAUUUGACCAGGAUUUUGAAAACAUAGAAAGAAUUUCCUUGACGUUUUCCACAGGAACUGUCAUUGGCCCCAAAUUCAAAAUUAGGAUUCUCCAAAUGAGGUUCCGGUCACUUACAAAUCCAGAAAGACCACAGCUAUGCAGGUACGACCUAAUGCUGAUGGAGAACAUCAAACAAACCUUCAAGCCUAUCCCAUGCUGA
Messenger RNA from Nestor notabilis (Kea), 1344 nucleotides. RefSeq names its product lipase, member H (gene LIPH). NCBI's taxonomy places the organism in Eukaryota, Metazoa, Chordata, Aves, Psittaciformes, Psittacidae. The coding region runs from base 1 to 1344 and encodes 447 amino acids. Gene Ontology annotation, biological process: lipid metabolic process. Gene Ontology annotation, molecular function: carboxylic ester hydrolase activity; lipase activity. The transcript has 10 exons. The record is from RefSeq and is a predicted model, not a curated record.